AACACGUAGUGCAAAGAACAUAGACCUGAGUUUCAUCAGAAUUGUAAAAUUAGAAGCAUUGUUUUCAAUGAAAUUCCAAUGAGCCGAGUAUAGAUUGAAUGAGGAAACUUCUCUUGCUCCUGUGUAUCGUGAUGAAUGGAAGAGCCACAUUGGAAGAACAGCAACGAUUAGCUGCAGAAUUAUUCAAUUUUGUUGGAAACAACAGCAGCACUGGACAUAAGGAACGUCGAGCGAUUUACAGGAAGCAUUAUUAUUUCAUCGAUUUUUGGAAACAUGGGUUCAAGAUGCCGAUUUAUUUCAACACUGUUCGUGACCCAGUUGCCCGCGAAUUUUCCAAAUUUUACUUCGUGAGGGCAAAACAUGUGCUGGAAUACAUUAAUGAUACAUUCAAAAUAGACAUCGAAAUGGAAACUUGGAAACGCAAUAGCAAGAAGGCACUUGGAAAAGCACUGGAAAACAUUGAAAAGUUUUACCCUGUCGUCGGUGUCUUGGAAAAAUGGAACGAAACUUUGACUGUGAUGGAAGAGUUCCCCAAAACGAGGCCGUUCUUCAAAGGAAUCACAGACAUUUACUACAGCAAAGCAAGGAAGGAAGGGAAGGAAGGCAGGAUCAAUUACAACGAUUCGAAUAAACCAAAACAGGGUAUCACUCCGAAAGUUAAAGAAGCGCUGGGGGAAAUGCUCAGUUCUGAGUACACCCUGUACAAGUUCUUGAUGAAACGCCUGAUGAAUCAGUAUGCGGUUGUUACUUUGCUCAAAAAUAUCUCCAGUUCCCAUGAUGCAAGCAGCCGUGGAGAAGCAUACGUUUUUGAUGAUGAAUGAUUCACCCCUUUUUUGUGGAAACAUUUUUGUGACCAGAAAGUCUGGAUUUUGAGCAUAAAUUUACCUAUGGUGGAUUUGAACUGAUUUUGACACAUUACUCUUCUUUUCAUGGGUGAUUUGAUGUCCUGAAUCAGGAUGACAUGACCAUUCAUGUUGAGCACUUUUUUCUUGAAUAUGAAUACAAAUAUUAUGCUGUGAAGAA
Notodromas monacha is the source of this 1023-nucleotide messenger RNA. The record is from the annotation of a GenBank genome assembly. NCBI's taxonomy places the organism in Eukaryota, Metazoa, Arthropoda, Ostracoda, Podocopida, Cyprididae.